Messenger RNA from Phlebotomus argentipes, 2850 nucleotides. RefSeq names its product guanylate cyclase soluble subunit beta-1 (gene Gycbeta100B). Gene Ontology annotation, molecular function: heme binding; guanylate cyclase activity. Gene Ontology annotation, cellular component: guanylate cyclase complex, soluble. Gene Ontology annotation, biological process: cGMP biosynthetic process; response to oxygen levels. The record is from RefSeq and is a predicted model, not a curated record. The coding region runs from base 750 to 2846 and encodes 698 amino acids. The transcript is spliced from 15 exons. NCBI's taxonomy places the organism in Eukaryota, Metazoa, Arthropoda, Insecta, Diptera, Psychodidae.
UCGUUUAUAUAAAAAGUUUUCCCCGUUUUCAUUCAGUCGCACCCCGAGUUGUGUCCCGACCAGUCGCCCCAUACGCGACCAGUCUCAGUGGAAGAACACUUUUUACAACACCUCUCUAUGUACAAAAGUGAAUUGGUUGAUGAUUGAAAAUCAUUCCGCCAGUGGCCAGUGUCUGUUUCUCGUCUGAAUCCGGUGGAGUUGCACACGAGUGCCGAGGAUUGGGGAGCUUUUGUGUAUAUUUAGCACGGAAAUUGACCGAUUUGUGCACAAUUUUCUCUCAGAUUUCUCAUUCAACACUUUCGCUCGCCUUGUUUUCCACCUUUUCAUCGCAUUGUGGGAAAGAAAAGAGUGGGAAAAGGGUCUCCAUCAGUGGUGUCAAAUUGCUCAGAUGAGUAAAUUUGCAGCAAUUUGUGCAAGUUGACAAAACUGUAUGUCUGGUAAAUUGUCCUGUGAGUGUGUGUCAUAGAGAUUUAAUUGAAUUUGCACACAAAACCAAUAACAAUGCAUUUGUCAUGUGGUCUAGUGGUCCACGUCGUCAUCAUUUGAAAGAAUAUCCGUGCUCUGUGCGUAGGUCGUCAGGGUGUCGAAGGAGAGCGAGAAAGGAAAGCUCCUGCAAUAAAGCAAAUUACAUUGAGUGAAAUAUUGUGAGUUGGUGUCAAAUUCGCAAAAACAUAAUCUCCGUAGCAGCUUCCAAUCCGUUUUGUCGUUGUCUCUUCGCCUGCUGGAGGAAAUUUGGUGGAGAAGAAAAAAUGUACGGAUUUGUGAAUUACGCUCUUGAACUGCUCGUCAUCAAAAAUUUCGGAUUACAAAUAUGGAACCAAAUAAAGAAAAAGGCUGAAGUCACGAUGGAGGGACAAUUUCUCGUCCGGCAAAUCUACGAUGACGAAAUAACAUACAAUCUGAUAGGUGCUGCUGUUGAAAUAUUAGAAAUACCCGCUGAUGCUAUUUUAGAGUUAUUCGGGAAGACCUUUUUUGAGUUCUGUCAGGAUUCGGGGUAUGAUAAAAUUCUCCAAGUCCUUGGUGCUACUCCGCGGGAUUUUUUGCAGAAUCUCGAUGCCCUGCACGACCACCUGGGAACGCUGUAUCCGGGAAUGAGGGCUCCAUCUUUCCGGUGUACCGAGAGCGAAAGUGGUCUCAAGCUGCAUUACUAUUCCGAGCGUCCCGGUCUCGAGCACAUUGUCAUUGGAAUAGUCAAGGCAGUGGCAUCGAAGCUCCAUGGCGUUGAUGUGGAAAUUCAAAUAAUUAAACGAAAAGGCGAACCCAUCGACAGCGAGGACCCAGUCAGUCACAUAGACCAUAGCAUAGGGUUAGGCAAUCAAAAUCGCGUAGGACGGCAAAAUUGUACCUGUAUGAAAUCGCCAGCGCUGCAAAAUGGGAGCAGCAAGGAGGUUAUUUGCACGUGUCAAGAGAAUUUGCAGCAGAAUUUGAGUCGAAUCAGCAACGAGACGACCGUCGUGGGUUUGAGCGAGGAGAGCGGAAAGAGCAAGGCGGGAAGUCAGGAACUUUCGGACCAUAUCCAAUUUUUGAUAACGGAAACCUCCGGCUCCAAUACGGAAAAAUCAAUAUCGACGGAGGAGAAGGAUCUGCCCGAUGAUGCAGAAAUAACGUCUCAAGAUGGUGCCCUAAUAUCGCCAUCAACCUUCUGCAGAGUGUUCCCAUUUCAUAUUAUGUUCGAUCGGCAAAUGCGAAUUGUUCAGGCGGGAAAGUCAGUUUCACGUGUUAUCCCCAGAGUGUCAGAGGAGAACUGCCCACUGUUGGAAGUGCUGGAAGCCGUGCGACCCCACUUGGACAUGACUUUCGAGAACGUUUUGGCCCACAUUAACACAAUUUACGUGCUGAAAACAAAACAAGGUGCAAUGGGCGAACACGAGCGAUAUCUGAGACUGAAGGGUCAAAUGCUGUACAUACCCGAAUCUGAUUUGAUCCUGUUCCAGUGUUAUCCCAGUGUUAUGAAUCUCGAUGACCUCACCAAGAAGGGCUUGUUCAUAUCCGACGUACCGCUUCACGAUGCAACGAGAGACUUGGUCCUGCUGUCUGAGAAAUUCGAGGCAGAGUACAAGCUCACGAGAAAUCUGGAGAUACUGACAGACAAGCUACAGCAGACCUAUCGGGAGCUGGAGAGUGAGAAACAGAAGACAGAUCGCUUACUGUACUCCGUUCUACCGAAAACCGUCGCUAACGAGUUGAGGCAUCAGAGACCUGUCCCUCCCAAAAGGUACGUCACUGUGACUGUCAUGUUUUCUGGCAUCGUGGGCUUCGCCAAGUAUUGCGCUGAAAAUACGGACGCCGAGGGCGCGAUGAAAAUAGUGAAGAUGCUGAAUGAACUCUAUACAGUGUUUGAUGCCUUAACCGAUUCCAAGCGGAAUCCCAAUAUUUACAAAGUCGAAACUGUGGGUGAUAAGUACAUGGCAGUGUCUGGCCUUCCGGAUAUGUGUGAAAACCACGCCAAAUGCAUCUCCAACCUCGCCCUCGACAUGAUGGAUAUGGCGAAGAAUGUCAUGAUGGGAUCUCAGCCUGUGAGAAUCACAAUUGGAAUACACUCUGGCGAAGUGGUGACGGGGGUGAUUGGAAAGAGGAUGCCACGAUACUGUCUUUUUGGGAAUACCGUAAAUCUCACAAGUCGCACAGAAACGACAGGCGCCCCAGGAUGUAUUAAUGUGAGCGAAGAGACCUACAAACUCCUCUGCGACGAGGUGAACUACGACAGCUCAUUCCAGCUGGACUUACGAGGUCCGGUGGUGAUGAAAGGUAAACCCGAGCCGAUGAACGUGUGGUUUUUGACGAGGACCACCCCGCGGGACGUGAGUGCGGAAUUGGAGCCCAUUUCGGUCGAUAAUAAAUUAUAACCGA